ACCAAACACCCUUAAACAUCUCUCAGAUAUCUCUAUAGAGAGAGAGAGAGAGAGAGAGAGAGAGAAGAAGGAGAAGAAGAAGGAGGAGGAGAAGAAGAAGCAGCCAUGGAUGGAAUGGACAUGACACCGCCACCACCACCACCAUCAUCAUCAUCAUCCAUGAGCAACCAUAGCAUGCAUAAUGAUCACAAUAUGAUGAUGCACAUGACCUUCUUCUGGGGCUCAAACUCCGAGAUUCUCUUCUCCGGUUGGCCCGGCACGAGAACCGGCAUGUACGUGCUGGCUCUCAUCUUCGUCUUCGUUCUCGCCGUCCUCGUCGAGUGGCUCUCCCACUGCCGGUUCAUCAAGCCGGCGGCCGGUUCGGCCUCCCGGGUCAGGGCCGGUCUGCUCCAGACCCUCCUGCACGCCCUCAGGCUCGGCUUGGCUUAUUUGGUCAUGUUGGCCGUCAUGUCGUUCAACGCCGGCGUUUUCUUGGUCGUCGUCGCCGGCCACGCCGUCGGGUUCUUGGUCUUCGGAAGCGCAGUUUUCAAGAGAGGGGACGGGGACAAAGUGGGCACUGAUCUUCCGCCGAUGAGUACUUGUUGA
Morus notabilis is the source of this 585-nucleotide messenger RNA. RefSeq names its product copper transporter 6. The record is from RefSeq and is a predicted model, not a curated record. Gene Ontology annotation, molecular function: copper ion transmembrane transporter activity. Lineage: Eukaryota; Viridiplantae; Streptophyta; Magnoliopsida; Rosales; Moraceae. The transcript has a single exon. Gene Ontology annotation, biological process: copper ion transmembrane transport; intracellular copper ion homeostasis. Bases 106 to 585 code for a protein of 159 amino acids. Gene Ontology annotation, cellular component: plasma membrane.